Molecule: messenger RNA, 6461 nt
Organism: Anarrhichthys ocellatus (wolf-eel)
Lineage: Eukaryota; Metazoa; Chordata; Actinopteri; Perciformes; Anarhichadidae
Gene: cbl
Product: Cbl proto-oncogene, E3 ubiquitin protein ligase
Exons: 16
Coding region: 798-3671 (957 amino acids)
Biological process (GO): negative regulation of epidermal growth factor-activated receptor activity; cell surface receptor signaling pathway
Cellular component (GO): membrane raft; plasma membrane
Molecular function (GO): ubiquitin protein ligase activity; calcium ion binding; phosphotyrosine residue binding
Source: RefSeq, a predicted model, not a curated record
GAGUGGAGUGGGGGGGUGCGAAACGAACGGAAGGGGACGUACAGGAAAGGAAAGGGCCGCACAAACACGUCACUGGAGGAAACAGAACAAGCACUGGGAAAUAUUUAAUUCCCACAAUUAUUUAUUCAACCCCAGGUCUGGUGUGCGUGUGUCCGUGAGGCUAUCGCAGUUUAAAGCGCAACUUCCUCUCCAGUCAUCGGUGAGUGCUCCUCUAUCGUCAGCCCGCACAGGAGGGCUGACUCUGUCACACAGCCGCUGAACUUCCCGUCAAGACACGGCACAGGCGAGAAGAGCUGCUGCUGCUGCUGACAAAAAAAAGGGGAACGAGAUCGGGGGUUGACAAGAGGAGAGGACACACUCCAGUCCACAAGGCUCCUGGGCAAAGAAACGGUGCCAUUGUCCUCAAGCUGAGGGCGAGCAGAGCGGAGACUGUUCUGGUGCUCGGCUAAUUAGCCUGCGUGGGUCCCUGCAGAGAGAGACGGAGCAGCUAGCUGCAGCACAAAGCGGUCACUGAGGUGCUUGCUUUAGCCUCAAUCGGGACGUUUAUCUUUAAACCGAUGCUAGGUUCACUGAUGGGAGCCUUUAUCCGAUAAUCAUCCCUCCCUCCCUACACCCCCCCCCCCCCCCCCCCCGUCGGACCCCGGCUCGGAUUCACCACUCGGGCGCAGUCGUCGUCGGGGGGUGCCCGGAUCACCAUCUCCCCGGUCCAGCUCAACUCCAGGCGCCGGUUCGGUCCCCCUGACCCCUGCGCUGCCGCGCCUGUCUGUCGCUCUGGCCGACCCUAGCCGAGACCGAACAUGGCAGGGAACCUGAAGAAAGGUGGGGGACUCAUCGGAAUGAUGAAGGAUGCCUUCCAGCCACACCAUAACCACCUCCACUCCCACCAUCAGCCCGGGGCCGUGGACAAAAAGACGGUGGAGAAAUGCUGGAAACUAAUGGACAAGGUGGUGCGCCUGUGUCAAAACCCCAAAUUGGCUUUGAAGAACAGCCCCCCUUACAUCCUGGACCUGCUGCCAGACACCUACCAGCACCUGCGCACCAUUUUGUCUCGCUACGAGGGCAAAAUGGAGAUACUGGGGGACAACGAGUACUUCCGUGUCUUCAUGGAGAACCUCACCAAGAAGACCAAGCAGACCAUCAGCUUGUUUAAGGAGGGCAAGGAACGCAUGUACGAGGAGAACUCGCAACCCAGGCGGAACCUCACCAAGCUGUCGUUGAUCUUCAGCCACAUGCUGGCUGAGCUGAAGGCCACCUUCCCCAACGGUCUGUUUCAGGGGGACAACUUCCGCAUCACCAAGGCAGACGCUGCAGAGUUCUGGAGGCGCGCCUUCGGGGACAAGACGAUUGUGCCUUGGAAGAUGUUCCGUCAGUCGCUCCAUGAGUUUCAUUCCAUCAGCUCAGGACUGGAGGCCAUGGCCCUCAAGUCCACCAUAGACCUCACCUGCAAUGAUUACAUCUCUGUCUUUGAGUUUGACAUCUUCACCAGGCUAUUCCAGCCUUGGUCGUCCCUGCUGCGGAACUGGAACAGCUUGGCAGUUACUCACCCGGGGUACAUGGCCUUCCUCACCUACGAUGAGGUCAAAGCACGGCUACAGAAGUUCAUCCACAAGCCUGGCAGUUACAUCUUCCGACUGAGCUGUACACGGCUGGGCCAGUGGGCCAUCGGCUACGUGACAGCAGAUGGCAACAUACUCCAAACUAUUCCCCACAACAAACCGCUCUUCCAGGCCCUCAUAGAUGGCUUCAGGGAAGGAUUCUAUUUAUUCCCCGAUGGCCGGACCCAAAAUCCAGAUCUGACGGGACUGUGUGAGCCUUCGCCUCAAGACCACAUCAAAGUCACACAGGAGCAAUAUGAGCUGUACUGUGAGAUGGGCUCCACUUUUCAGCUGUGCAAGAUCUGUGCCGAGAACGACAAGGAUGUGAAGAUCGAGCCCUGUGGUCAUCUCAUGUGCACCUCCUGUCUCACUGCCUGGCAGGAGUCGGAGGGUCAGGGAACGGGAUGCCCCUUCUGUCGCUGUGAGAUUAAGGGUACAGAGCCCAUUGUUGUGGAUCCUUUUGACCCCAAAGACAAUAGCGGGGGGUCGUCCAGGGGCCUAUUUGGGGCCGAGGGCGCUCCAUCACCCAGCUAUGACGAUGAUGAUGACGACAGACUUGAAGACCCCCACCUCAUGAUGAGCAAACUUGCCUUCUCAAAGGUGGAGCGCCCCCCAUCACCUAUGUCCAUGGCUCCUCAGUCCUCUCUUCCCCCUGUGCCGCCCAGACUAGACCUGCUAUCACACAGACCUCCAAACCCCCCUGGAGCCUCCAGCCCCGGGGUCACCAGUAAGGCAGCAUCUCACCACAAAGACAAGCCUCUUCCCCUCCCCCCAGCGCUGCGGGAUCUACCCCCUCCUCCUCCAGACCGCCCCCACACAGCCGGGGCAGCCCCCGACGGACGGCUGCAGAGGCGGCCCUUACCCUGCACUCCCGGGGAGCCCACUCGAGAGAAGCUGCCUCCUGCACCCCCAAACCGGCCCCCGGCUGAGUGGAACUCCCGUCCCGUUCCCAAGGCGCCCACCUCUUCUUCUUCCUCGUCGUCCUCCUCGGCAUCCUCAUCCACCCAAGUCUCCGGUCUGGGAGUGGACAUUCGAGCAGGUGUCAGGGAACUCUCCAACCGACACUCCCUCCCCUUGGCGCUGCCUUCUGCUCUGGACACGCGGUCCGACUCGCACAAGAACAACAGCUCCCUCAGUCUGGAUCACCAGCUGAAUUUUGCGGCAGUAUCCGGUCAAGAUUAUGACAACGCCAAAGUCAAGCCCUCAUCCUCAGCCAACGCCAUCUAUUCACUGGCGAUCAGACCUUCUCCAGCCCAGAGGUCAGUGACAGGAGAGGAGGCACGUAACAGCGAGGAGGAGUCAGAGUACAUGAUCCCCUCCUCUCGUCCCGUCCUGCCCCCCAUCACGGCAGCACCUGUAGGGGAGACCCCACCGGUCCCGAGACCUCCUCAGCCUCUAGCAGCACUCCAGAUACAGAACCAAGCUACUGCAUUCAACUCACGGCUGACAAUGGCUGAACUAGAUGGACCUCAAAUGUAUGAAGCCAUGUACAACAUCCAGGCCAGGUCACAACAAGCCAGAGAUUCAGACUAUUCAGAGUUGCCCCCUCUGGCGAUGACCAAUGGCCCAAGAGAACAUGUAGCCGAGGACAAGGAGGAGGAGGAGAACUGCUACGACUUCCCAAAGCCCCGGCUGCCAAUGCUUACGACUCGACGGACCCUUUCAGAACUGGCGGGGUCGUCUUCCUCCUCUUUAUCAUCCUCGUCAAGCUCAUCCUCCACAGCUGCUUUCAGCCACCUUUCUCUAGAUUCGGAUGCUGGAGCUGCAGCGCCCUUCUCCGAGCCGGUGGAAGCCCCAGAGAGACCUCCGAAGCCUCUGCCCAGACGAAUCAACUCGGAGCGCAGAGCCAGCCCCGUCCCGCCCGUCCCUGCUCCGCCCAGUGGUGGAGCAGCAGCAGGAGGAGAAGAAGAAGCCAACCCCCAAAUCAGUUGUGAAAUCGAGCACCUCUUGAGUGAGGGAUACUCUUACCAGGACAUCCAGAAAGCGCUGUUGAUUGCACAGAACAAUGUUGAAAUGGCUAAGAAUAUCCUACGCGAGUUUGUCUCCAUUCCCUCCACCGCGCACAUUCUUACAUAGCACACUCCUCUCGUGCGUCUCUCUCGUUUGCUCUCUCGCCCUAGCUUGGCCCGGCCCCGGUUGGGUUUCGGUUGGCACGGCCCGGCCCAAAGCCCGUUGCCUGCAGUACUACCUCCGGUGCUGGCUUGACGCCCCUACAUCCCUGGGGAUUUUGAACUGGCUCGUUACACCAGUGUCUCUGGGACUUUGCGCCCCUGCACUCCAUGCGCUUUCAACAGUGUCCGGCCUUCUUUAAACUGCUAUAGCAGGCCUCUUCGUCUUCGUCAUCUCUGCGGCAGGUACCGAGCAUGCGUGGAACAACGAGCGGACGCCAAAUGGUGACGGACUUUCGUAGGAAUCCCGGGAAGACGGAUCGUUAUUCCCCUGAAAAUGUAACCAACACCUCACAAAAAAACUAAAAAUGUAUGUCUAUAUGAAAAUUUAAUAUAUGAGUAAAUAUAUAUUAAAUGUGUGUAAUAUAUACAGUAUGUAAAAAUGACUUCAGCUUUGAGGGUCGCUGUUGGUACAAGUGAUAUCGGUAGGCGGGGACCAUUUUCUCAGACUGAGGGAUGAAAUACACGUGAGGAAGAGUCAGGAUGUCUUCCUCACCGCGACGCGUCAGUUUAGAAGAUGUGCAGCAGAGCUUUUUUCAUUAUGAAGUCAGUCUGUUAUGGCCUUUGAUUAACAACGUUGCUUUGGUACUUUUUUCUUUUUUUUUUAGAAAAACAUGCUUGUUUUGUCGUGUUGUAUUUUUCAAAGUAGCAUGGCGAUGGUUUCAGGUCUGGGCUGUUGUCUGGCAGCGUGUGUUUAUACGUGUGAGUUUGUGUGUACGUGAGUAUGCAUGCGUGUGCGUGUCUGCCAGACCUACUCCUCACGACCCUCUCUCUUAAAUGAACCCCCCUGUUCCUGUACAACAUGAAUGUGGAAUUACAGUCCGUAUACUCCGACCCGUGCUCUGUAAACGUACUGCUUCUCUGUACGGCAGCGAGAUUAUUAGAGGACGUGCUAACGUUGACGACCCUGCAGUACCAGACUAGUGUUGUGUGACCCGUGGUGGCUGAAAUGUUUUCGUUGUGUCUUUGUCUCACGUCAUUGGCUGGCUGAUUACAAUUCUGUCUCCAGCUCAGUCCAGUGUUAUGAAACAACAAAAAAGAUGACAUUGAUUUACUUAGGUAAUAUUUUAUCGUAAUAUGAUCAUAAAUAUUGUUGUUAUAAUUCAUUCAGAAGUGCUUCACUGCUGCUACUAUUGUUAGUGCAAAACAAUUAAGCCUUAAAUGUACAUUUGUGAAUACUGUGUUUACCAGUCGCCCUGUUUCUUUAGAGUGACGGUAUCAUCUGCAUGUCUCUGGUCCGUGAUGUAGCAUACUUGAAAGUACUAACGACGUGGGAGCCUGCAGCCCUCUCAAGCUGUCGACUCUUCAGUCUUUAAAACUCUUUUUUUUUUUUAAAUAUAUAUAUUCUCUGUGAUUCUCUACAGGUAGACUGUUAAAUAUAGCAAACUAGAUGCUAUGGAAACCAGACAUUUUGUAGGAGAUUCAGGCUUCUCUCGCUCUCAUUAGUCUCCUUUCUCUGCGGCGGUUCACCGCCACUGACUGGAAGUGACUGCAGAGGCUUUUGAAAAAAAGAGUAGGCUCAUGGGUUCACUGGCCCACCCCCAAGUCUCCAUUAAAAUCAGUAUUUGGGCCAACUGUAAGAGCUAACUCAGGUAUAAUGUUCAUCUGAACAAGUUCACCAGAGGAGACUCGCUGGCAUGAACAGCAGCUCACCUGCCGACUCUUCCUCCAGCUGACAUGUAGCUGAAAGUAUCUGCUUAAUGAAGUCACACAAGUAGCCGAUUUCUUUUUAUCACAUAACUUUAUAACUUGCACAUUGUUCCUUUUAUUUCCAAUGUCGGUUGGACUAAAACAGCAGCUUGAUUUCCAGGUACUAUGAAUGAAUAAGGAACUUGGACGUACAUUGACUUGAACCUCUCCCAGCAUAUGAAGAAGAAUGUUUUUUGGGGGAGGGUUUAAGUCAUGUCAAUAGCCAAUCAGCACGUGCUUAUUCUGGGUAAUGCUCUCUGUUGACUGGAAGCUAUCUCUGGCCAUCCUCUAGUCCGUUCUGUCCCCUGUUCCUACUUGCCUUGAGAAACUUCUUGAAUGAUGGGUAAUGGACGGGGAGGUCCCCAAUCCUCAAUACCAAUGUUUUGUUUAUGCUUUGAGGACAGCAUGUCAUUGUUGGUAUUCUUUUUUGGGGGAUUUCUCACAAUAUACCAAUUUGUGCUUUGAUACUGUCAUUCUAAAGAAAAAUCUAAUUGUGCAAAGUCGGUAAUAUGAAAAGAAAAAAAUGUCUUUUAUUUCAUUUUGCAUUCCUGUAAAAGUAUUUUUUUUUUUCCAAAGGUUUUGUAUAAUUCUGUGAGCAGUGCCAUAUGUUAGGAGAUCCUCACCACGUGUAGAGUAAGGAGUAGAGUGUUGUUCUGUACCUGGUGAUCUCAGAAGGCUAGAUUGCUUGUAUUAAUCUGUCGCGUCAAGCCUCCUCUUGGAGCACAGUUGUUGAUCUGGGAGAAAGGUCCCCCUUUACUUUCUUACCUGAAAGAUAAACCAGGUCCCAGAUCAGCACUCGGCCUCAGAGAUGCUCGAUGCGUACCAGCCCGUUGCCCUCGGUCCCUGUGUUUGGGGUACUUCAGCUUUCUGCCAGAAGAGAGAGCUGCUGUUCCAUGUGGUGUCGCGUCUCAUCAUUGCGAGUCAUUCAUUCACUUUUUGAUGUUUUUUAAAGCUCAUAUCACUUUGGAAGUCUGCACAGUGCUGUUAAUAAAAUGAUAAGUAAAGGUUA